AAAAAAAUGGUUCUUGAAAUUUGAGCCCAGUAGUAAAGAAGCCAUUAUCAAUGACCCUUUUCGCGGCGGAGUUGAUCGUUCAUGUCCUACCCUUCACCACGCAGAAACUGAAACCCACUUCACAUUCACACCAGAACACUGCAGUGGGUUGCAUAAACAAUCCCCACGAUGCUUCCAGCUUCAUAGACACAGAAAAGGCCACUGCUUCUGCUGAAACAAGACCCACUCAUCUCCUAUCUUCAGAUUUGAAGGAGACCCAUUUGAUGGAAGAAGGCAAGUACAGUGAGUCACUAUCCUUUCCCAAAUACAUGUUUAGUAAAGGUCAUGGAGACAAGCCUGAUACUGUUACUUGUACAAGGUGGAUUAAAAAGUUAAUUAAUUUAGGAGACAUUGAAAAAGCAGUUAGGUUGAUGGAGAUGUUGGAGAAAUAUGGUGAACCUGAUAUAUUUGCUUAUAUUACAUUAAUUAGUGGGUUAUGUAGAGCGAAUAGGAUGGAUUUAGCUGAUAAAGCUUUUGAGAAGAUGAUAAGUAGGAGAUUAGAACCUGAAGCUGUCCUUUGUACCAGGAUGAUUCAAGGGUUUUUUAACUCGAAGAACAUCCAAAAAGCUGUUAGGAUUAUGGAGAUUUUGGAGGAACAUGGAGAACCUGAUGUGUUUGCUUAUAAUGUAUUGAUUGGUGAGCUUUGCAAGGUGAAUAGGAUUGAUUUAGCUAAUAAAUUUCUUGAUAGAAUGAGAAGCAGGGGAUUUGCUCCUAAUGUUGUUACUUAUAAUACAAUGAUUGGGAGCUUCUGUAGUAGAGGGAGGCUUGAUUUGGCUUUCAAGGUUUUGGAUCAAAUGUUGAAAGAUAAAUGUGAACCUUGUGUUGUCACCUACACAAUUUUGAUAGAAGCAACCUUGCUGGAAGGUGGGGUUAAUGAAGCUAUGAAGCUUCUGGAUGAAAUGUUACAGAAGGGGCUUGAACCGAACUUGUUUACUUACAAUGUAAUUAUGAAUGGAAUGUGCAAGGAUGGGAUGGUGGAUAGAGCUUUAGAGUUUUUCAAGAGCUUAAAAUCUAGGGGAUGUGAGCCAGAUGUGGUAUCUUACAAUAUCUUGCUACGGGCACUUUCCAAACAGGGAAAGUGGCAUGAAGGGGAGAAACUUAUGACAGAAAUGGUUUCCAAGGGGUGUGAGACAAAUAUUUUUUUUUACAGCACGUUGAUUAACUCUCUGUGUCGUGAAGGAAAGAUCAAGGAGGCUACAGAAGUAUUGAAGGCUAUGAAACAAAAGGGUUUGACUCCUGAUUGUUAUUGUUAUGACCCACUUGUUUCUGCAUUCUGUGAAAAUGGGAGAAUAGAUUUGGCUAUUGAAUUAUUGGAUUAUAUGAUAUCUGAUGGUUGCCUGCCCAAAAUCUUUAACUACAACACAAUCUUAUCUACUUUAUGCAAGAAUGGUAAUGCUGAUCAGGCCUUGCAGAUCUUUGAGAAGCUUGAUGAAGUUGGUUGCCCUCCAGAUGUGGGAUCCUACAACACAAUGUUUAAAGCAUUAUGGAGCAAUGGAGAAAAAGUUAAGGCUUUGAAAAUGAUGUUAGAGAUGCUAAGCAAAGGGAUUGAUCCUGAUAAGGUUACUUAUAAUUCACUACUCUCAUGUUUGUGCAGGGAUGGAAUGGUUGAUGAGGCCAUAGGGUUGCUAGUGGACAUGGAAACCAGUAAAUUUUGCCCAACAGUUAUUGCCUAUAAUACCAUUCUUCUUGGGUUACAGAAAGCACGUCCACGUAGAAUGGAUGAUGCUAUUGAACUUUUAGCAGCAAUGGUUAAUAAGGGAUGCCUGCCAAAUGAAACCACUUACACAAUAUUGAUUGAAGGGUUUGGAUUUGCUGGAUGGCAGGAUGAAGCUAUAAAGCUGGCUGAGUCCCUUUUCAGGAUGAAUGCUAUUUCUGAAAAUUCAUUCAAACGUUUGAAAAGGAAAUUCUUGCUUGAUGUCUACAAAAAGCUUGCUUAUUCAGAUUCAAAGUAGCUGCUACUUAUCUACCUUCUGCCAUACAUGACCAAAAUGAGUUGCUGCUCAGAAAGCAGUCUUCUUGUAUUUUAUUGUUGUAUGGUAAUUGAUGCCUGCCCUUCAUGCUAAAAGGAACAAAAGGAAAAAGGAAGUUGUCGAUUCUUUCUGUUCUGAAUUGUAGUAAGGAAGAAGUCAAGAAUAGAAAUGUUCUACUACU
Rubroshorea leprosula is the source of this 2190-nucleotide messenger RNA. The record is from the annotation of a GenBank genome assembly. NCBI's taxonomy places the organism in Eukaryota, Viridiplantae, Streptophyta, Magnoliopsida, Malvales, Dipterocarpaceae.